AACGCAUACGGUUGCAAACUGUGGGAAUAGCAUUUCAGAGGUAAACAAACUAAUCAAAUGUUGAGUAUUGGUAGCAACCUGGAUACAAAUCAAAUUAUGAUUUAUUUCCAAUAUACAUCAAAUGCUUUGCCUUCAGCGGCAACAUGCCCCCACCUUGUCGGCACGUCGACUGGGUGCUAGUCGUCGAAGAAGAAGCGGGACGUGCAGGAUGAAGGUGAAGGUGAAGAAAUGGAACGGAGUCGCGUCCUGGUUGUGGGUAGCUAAUGAUGAGAACUGUGGUAUCUGCAGACUGGCCUUUAAUGGUUGCUGUCCUGAAUGUAAGGUACCUGGGGACGACUGUCCGCUGGUCUGGGGUCAGUGUUCCCACUGUUUUCACAUGCACUGCAUCCUGAAGUGGCUCAACUCUCAGCAGGUCCAGCAGCAGUGUCCCAUGUGCAGACAGGAGUGGAAGUUUAAAGAAUGAACACACCUGAUUGUUGGUACGAUUGUAAAUAAGCUUUUUUUCAUACCUGUACAUGACACAACCGAAAUGAAACGGAUUUCUAAGACAGUGGUGUACAGUUCAUUUGAAAAAUAAGUUAUCGGAACCAAAUAUGUGUUUGUACUGUACUGUAGAGGGCGCUGCAGGCUGGGGCAAAUAAGCCAUUGGUCAACUGGUGGUUGUCAGGUGUUGACCUGGAAAGUUUAGACUGAAUUUGGCAAUUUAUGGAGUUUUUUGACCUGCUGGAGCCAAAUAAAUUGUUGAUGUUACAUCAAA
Messenger RNA from Nerophis ophidion (straightnose pipefish), 757 nucleotides. RefSeq names its product APC11 anaphase promoting complex subunit 11 homolog (yeast) (gene anapc11). The transcript has 3 exons. Lineage: Eukaryota; Metazoa; Chordata; Actinopteri; Syngnathiformes; Syngnathidae. The record is from RefSeq and is a predicted model, not a curated record. Gene Ontology annotation, cellular component: nucleus; anaphase-promoting complex. Gene Ontology annotation, molecular function: cullin family protein binding; ubiquitin protein ligase activity; zinc ion binding. Bases 122 to 463 code for a protein of 113 amino acids. Gene Ontology annotation, biological process: anaphase-promoting complex-dependent catabolic process; positive regulation of mitotic metaphase/anaphase transition; protein ubiquitination.